UGGAGGAGAAGUUGAUACUUGCUGUGACGGAUUUCCCAGAGCUGUACAAUAUUUCUACCAAACAGCCCAUUCUCCAGGUUUUUUUUUAAUUUAGUAAAAUCAGAAGUAAGAUUUCACAUAACUCUAACAGCACCUUGUGAAACAUCAUAUCUACCGCUUUUUUUUUAAACUCUGAACCGCUUAAAUAACUUUAAUUCCCUCCAACCUGACACAGCCAAUCAAAACAAUGGAAGAUUCGAUUUCGCCAUGGAACAGAACGCGUCGACGGCUUUGCCGCUGGCCGCUGCCACUGGUCGCCACCCGUGUGUCAGGUAAUAAAAGCGACAGCGACGAAUUUCGGUGAUCACUGUCGUUUGUUGCCUCCCGUGUAUCGAGCCCAUUAUUGAGUGAAGGUCUGUGGAAAUGCCUGUAGGAGUCAUUAGGAAACAUUGUCAGGAUUGUAGGUAAUGUUGGGCUCAGGGACCACACUAAUACACUCUAUUAAACUUUUAAAAAUCACUACUAAUCUUAUAUAGAGCAAGGAAGAGAAUUAUUCAGAGGCUCUUUAGUAACAGAGUCAGUGGGUAUGAUCUGAGGAGAUCACUUAAUUUCAAGGUUCAGUGUUCUCACACCAUCCUCAAGAACCGGUGUGUGUGGAAGAGGUGAGAAACUGUGGAAUGGUUUGGAUGACCACUUAAAGGGUGUGGCUAGUGUACAGUACACCACUUAGCAAAGAUCAUUGUUGUCAUGUUAAUGUACAGAAAAUGUGAUAAGUACACUUCAUGGUUUCAUUGUGUUUGUUUCAAUACAAAGGGCAAAUAAACUUUGGUAUAGUGAGGUAAAUAUCUAAAUAAUCAUUAAAACAAGUAAUGAAUAAAUGAAGGUAUAUUAAGUGCUACCAAUACGCCUACAAAUUUAUAAACUGUAGUAAUAUUGGAUACGGGUUGAGGGGUGGGUGAACAUAAGCAUCUCUGCUUCAGCCUAUUCCCUUUGAGCUCUGUUUUAAACUUUGUAAGAUUAUGAGAAUGUAACUGCUCAAAUAAAAAAACACCGACUAGAGGACCCAAUUAUCCAUCAGCAGCUGCAUGAACAUGUUCUCAUGCAGGUUUUAUGGAACAUGCAGGACCAUUUAUUGAUGAUAAACUUGCUGUAAAACAUGACGCUCAUCUCUGAUAACCUUCAGCACCAAAAUGUCUGCCAGAAGUGGGAAGAAGAAGGUCACCAAGUUGUCCCGAUCAUCAAGGGCGGGUGUCAUCUUCCCCGUGGGGAGGAUGAUGAGGUACCUGCGCACCGGGACGCACAAAUACCGCAUUGGCAUGGGCGCACCUGUCUACAUGGCAGCUGUCAUCGAGUACCUGGCAGGUAGGAGAGCGGCACACAGAGACAGUUCUAUGGAUGUCAGCUUUGGCAGCCGGGAACUCAGUAACGGGUGUGUGUUCACAUGCAAAAAUACUAAAAUGAACCAAGUUAGAAAUUAUGGCAGCUAAUAGUAGCUUUUAGUUUCACUCGUGUUAUAUUUUUAUAGUUUUAUUCUUGAAAUAAGUUGUUGAUUUGCGUGGAGCUGGUAGUGAGAGUGGAAGACGUGUGUGUGUGUGUGUGUGUGUGUGUGUGUGUGUGUGUGUGUGUGUGUGUGUGUGUGUGUGUGUGUGUGUGUGUGUGUGUGUGUGUGUGUG
Messenger RNA from Nothobranchius furzeri (turquoise killifish), 1652 nucleotides. The record is from RefSeq and is a predicted model, not a curated record. NCBI's taxonomy places the organism in Eukaryota, Metazoa, Chordata, Actinopteri, Cyprinodontiformes, Nothobranchiidae.